This is a messenger RNA of Copidosoma floridanum, 648 nucleotides long. RefSeq names its product N-glycosylase/DNA lyase. Gene Ontology annotation, cellular component: nucleus. Gene Ontology annotation, molecular function: damaged DNA binding; 8-oxo-7,8-dihydroguanine DNA N-glycosylase activity. Gene Ontology annotation, biological process: base-excision repair, AP site formation; nucleotide-excision repair; base-excision repair. The record is from RefSeq and is a predicted model, not a curated record. Lineage: Eukaryota; Metazoa; Arthropoda; Insecta; Hymenoptera; Encyrtidae.
CGAAAUCCUUGAGAAAAUUACCAGUCAACUUUUCCAAUAAUAGGCGCCAAUUUUUAACAUUUUGACGGGUAUUAUAUUUAAGACCAACGGAAAAAUCUUGCUCAAAAUCAUAUAAGUAGGUGUAUCAUAUUCGUAUGUUAUUGUAUUUUCACGCUACGAUGUGACGGCUGAAUUUGUUGGUACACAGAUGAUUCAUCAUGAACGGGUUGAAUUGUAGUGCUUUGAUUUAGUUUACAUUGUUGGAAAUUUGUGUCAACAAUGACUGUGCCAGUAAAAUGUGGUGUGGAGAUGAAAAAGAUUAGCGGCUCUAUACCUUGUACCAAGGAAGAACUUAAUCUCGGAGUUACUUUAAAAGGAGGGCAAAGUUUUCGGUGGACAAUGGAGAAAAAUGGAAAUAAUUACAGAGGUGUUUUCAACAGUUCUGUCUGGACAAUAUCACAAACUAAUGAAAUAUUGACAUACACAAUGCAUGGGUCUUUGCAUAAGGAUGUAAAAUGUCAUCAUGCAUUGAUUAACUACUUUCAAUUGCAUGUACCACUAAAAGAACAUCUCAAAGUUUGGUCUGAAAAAGAUAGUUAUUUCAAAACAUCUUACAACGAAAUCGNUUUUUUUUUUGCGACAAAAGGGGUAGGAAAAACAAAAAUGUAA